ACCAUCAACCACUCAGUCGUUCACGGUCUUCGGCGGCGUACAGACGGAAAUUUUUGUCGUAGUUUACGUACGUCCGCCGUUUCGAUUCCUCGCGCUAUUGCACAUACGUACACAGAAUCAAAAUACAUUAGUAUUGGAAGAAGCUUGUUGGUGGCUAAAGGAGGCAAGAGUGAGAGAGAGGGAACUGCUUCAUGCGGUAGUGUGCAAAGUAGGUGUGACUUAGUGGUGAUUAUUUGGUGAUAGAGGUGCCAGGCUAGACAAUUUUUCGAUUUAUAAAAGAAGAAAACAGAAAUUGCCUACUUUUUGGGUUGAAAAUAUUGCAUUUUUCAUUUGCGAUAGACAACAAAGAUCCAGUAACGACAAUCGAUAUCCUUGAUUGCACAACAAAAGAUUUGGAUACCUACCCUUCGCAUGACGUCUUGUCAAGAGAUUGUUUUGGAGAAUUUUCCGCGUUACCAGAAAAGUUUUUUGGCCUAGCUGCAAGAGCAUGACCACGUCAAGAUGCGACUGGAGGAAGACUUGGUGAUCCGCAGAAGCCGUCCAACAAUGAUUUCAGCGAAGUACCGCGCUAGAGAAGAGCGCAGACGUCUUCUAAAAAUUUCCGCUGGAAAACUCAGGAGGAUCGAAGAUCCUGAGGCCAGUCUUUGCCGCUCCGUCCUAAUAAACAACGCAGUCAGACGACUUCAACGUGAGAACAGAGACGAAAAGACAAGGAAUUAUGGUUUGCCAAUGGUGGGAUACUUAGACGAUUCCUCAAAAGAGAAUAAGGCUAGUGGAAACAUGAUGAUGGAGUCUGAAAAUAUAUCCAAAAAACGAUUCGGUGAAGAAAUGCGAGGAACUGAACUAGUUACCUCCAAACGUCAGAGGCACGACGAUGAUCUGGACCUUCAGGACGAUGUUUUCAGUGACUUUUACAUCCUUCCACCCACCCCACGCCUCCUCGCCCAUCCAGAAGAUCCCCAGCUUCAAGAGAAUUCAAGUAAUACUCUAGAUAACUAUCACAACCGUCACGAGAGCCCACGAAUGACCAACACCACAAAUAACAAUAGUUUAUUUAUCACCGAUGAUAUGUCAUCACUCCCAUGCGACCAACAACCAACAAUAAUGAUGGACUCGACGGAAAUUGAUUGUGAAGAACGAAUUUGUGAUUUUUCGAGAUUCACAGACUCCACGAAAAGUUUAGAGGAGAGACUUGCAGAGCUGCAAACACUUGAUGAGCACUUUGACUUGACAAAAUUCGAGAGAAACAACAAUCAGAGCUGUGGCAGAGCCUUUCACGAUAUUCAGACUUUCCACAGUCUUGUACCAGGACUUGAGACCUAGAGAAAAUUAUUAAAUCAAUAGUGUAUCGUUUAAAUGGAUAAUUACACGUGUUCAAUGAUCUUGAAUGUGGAUCAUUGGGAAAUCCUUUGGAGAAUGAUUGAAAGACUGCACCAAGGGCAACUGGAGGAGUGGAAACAUCAUUCAUGAGAAUGUUAUCAUGUUUGUAGGAUGAAAAGUAUCGUUCAAGUGGAGGAUAGACUGCCUUAAUCGAAUUAAUACUAAAAUUAAUUAAUUGAUUGAUUGAAUGAAGAAAUUGAAACUUUUGGAAGAAUUAAAUUAAUCAAGUGGGAUUGUUUUAUAACUUUUCAUAUUAGAUUAUUAUUUUAGACCUCAGGGGCUGUUGAAACAGCUGAUGAAAAUUGGUCGAUUAAUCUGAGAUUAAAGUGGUAAAACGUAAUUAUAAGUUUAUUUGUAGUAUGUAUCGAUUAUACGUGAUUUUAGAGAAAAAUACCAAUAAAAAAACCUUUGGAGGAAAUUUUUUCAAGUGCGAAGAAAAAAAAUCUUACAUUUCACUAGUUUAACACGGGAAUAAUUGCAUCAUUAACAGUCUUAUUAAAUGCAACACAAUAUGUUUUACCACUGAAGAACUGAAUUAUUUUUCCACUUGAAGAAUUAUGUUUCUUUCGCCAACACUAUCGAGUUAAUUUGUGAAUAGUAUUCAGUUUUUAUUCGUGAUUGCUUAAAUUACUCGAUACUUCGGAAGAAACUGAACAACUAGGUGGCAGAACAGAAGAGAAGGAAACAGAUUGGUACUCUCGUAUUAGAAAGAAGACUCAUCACAAAAUCGUGCACUUGUAAAUAAUGUUUUUUUUUAUCCCAUAAUUAUUAUUGUUAUAAAAUGAAAUUCCAAGGAAUCUCAAGUUACUUGAUUGGAGAUUUAUGAAAACAGAACCUUAAUUAAUUUUUUUUCUCUGUAAUUUAUAUUUCGUUGAGUCGUCAUUAUCCUGUUAAUUAGAAUCUGAAGUGAAAUGGUCAAUUUUGAAUGUCGAACAUUUUUGCUAAAUAUGCAGUUAUGAUUAAUUGUUGGGCUAAUUAUUGACCAUUCGAAAAAAAAUAAAAAGACAUUUUUUGUGGUGGCUAAAAUUUUUAUUGAAAAAAAGUUGACAUUGAAAGGUAAAAUGCUUAAUUAUUGAAAUAAUAGUUGAUGAUGAUUCCAGAAUGCCGCCACUUUGAAACAGACAAAACGUUCCAUUAAUUUUCAAUAGCAAACACUCAACUCAUAAAUAUUAAAUCAAUGAAUAUAAACGCGAUUAUGUAAGUAGUAGAGGUAUGUAUUCAAAUACAUACGUACUCAAUUUUUUUUUAUUAUCUGGUGUCUUUUUUUUAGAAUUUUUUCUUAAAUCCUUCUCCCUGGUUUUUUAAAAUUAAUUGAUUAGUUAAUUGUACUCACUGGGUAGGUAAAUGGAAUAAGUAAAUAAAGUUUAUAAUAAUGAUGUAUUUGGAAGAUUUAAAUUUAGAACUAAAGAUUAUUGACCGCAGAAGUGGAACGAUGGAUAGGGAGUUGCGAGGAAAUCUUUGGGCGCACAGAGGAGAGAAUUAUCCAAAUGAAACUUUUGUAUAUAUGAAAAAUGAAAUACACAAGGAGAUGGUUAUGUAUAAAGUUGCGUUAGUAUUUUAGACUAGAUAUCCAAAUCAGUUACCAAUUAUUCGAGAAUGAUAAAUGCAAAUAAAUUGCACAAAAAAUGCAAUGUGA
Diachasma alloeum is the source of this 3016-nucleotide messenger RNA. RefSeq lists its product as uncharacterized. The record is from RefSeq and is a predicted model, not a curated record. The transcript has 4 exons. NCBI's taxonomy places the organism in Eukaryota, Metazoa, Arthropoda, Insecta, Hymenoptera, Braconidae. Bases 502 to 1323 code for a protein of 273 amino acids.